Messenger RNA from Ruditapes philippinarum (Manila clam), 454 nucleotides. RefSeq lists its product as uncharacterized. The record is from RefSeq and is a predicted model, not a curated record. Lineage: Eukaryota; Metazoa; Mollusca; Bivalvia; Venerida; Veneridae.
GUGUUGCUGAGGCUACACACUUUUACGUUUACUCCUGUCCACUGAGUUCAUCGACAUCCUUUCUUUCCUCAAGCAACAGCAAGGACUGCCCAAGCAGCGGAAAAAGGGACAUUCCGUAUGGCAUCAGACACACUUACAUACAAAUAGGAUCGAGAUGUUACGACUGGGGAGAUUGGAAUUAUCCAAGGGAGAGCGAUUGCAAUGGUAGCACACUUUCUUGUUGCGUUCAAAAACGUCGCUAUGAAUCAUCCGGAACUACUUCGUGUGCUCAUAGAAUCAGUGACUUUGAAUCUGCUUGGAGAUCUCAGGGGAAAUCAUAUAGCGUCUAUUCUUGGAAUUGCCAAGUAUAUUCCAAUGCAAUGAAGGUUUUCCUAGAAACAUGCAACACAAUUGCACCUUUUGGAUAAGAAAUGUGAAACUCGUCAAAAACAAAUGGAAUUUGAUGAAAAGUUAA